Messenger RNA from Nilaparvata lugens (brown planthopper), 7334 nucleotides. Its product is annotated as zinc finger protein basonuclin-2-like. NCBI's taxonomy places the organism in Eukaryota, Metazoa, Arthropoda, Insecta, Hemiptera, Delphacidae. The coding region runs from base 1389 to 5006 and encodes 1205 amino acids. Gene Ontology annotation, cellular component: nucleus. The record is from RefSeq and is a predicted model, not a curated record. The transcript has 8 exons. Gene Ontology annotation, biological process: regulation of DNA-templated transcription.
CAGUCGUUCUGAGAACACGGUGCAAGCAGGAGCUGCGCUAGUUUGCUCCGCUGCCGACAGAUCGCGCGAGUGUCGUAUUCAAACUGAACAUAACCCCAAAAACAGGGUCGGAUGGUGUUUUCAAAACAAACCCCCGAGUGGUUCCCCGUUUUCUUCGAUUCAACAUGAGUCUAUAUUAUUUUCCGGAUGUGUUUAAACUAGAGUUAAACAGUGAGUGACUGUGAGAAUCAAAAUCUAGUUUUUCCUCGUUCAUACAAGGAUAUCUAGUGACUAAUUCAAAUUCAAUUAAAAGUACAAUAAUACUUAAAAGUUGAUUUAUUCUCAGUUUCUAAACUCGGUUUGAAUUCGGGCUGUACAGUGUGUGACAAAUUCUAGUUUUCCUCGCUUAUCCUGAGGAUGUCUAGUGAUUAAACUUGACUGAAUUACAAAAACUUUUUGUCUUCUGAUAAUAUUAUAAGAGUAGAUAUCUUAUAAAUAUUAUUAAGAGUAGUGUUGAAUCACAAAAAAAUUUGUAAAAGUGUUUUUCACCUGUCUUUGCGUGCGAUAGAUACGUGUUUGGGAAAACUUCUAAAGAGAUUUGUGAAGGUGUCAUUAUUUUUUUGGAUGUUGUCAGUUGGUGUUUUAAAUAUCCUGAGUGAUAGCCUAUGAUAAAUACCUGGAAGAUUUAUUAAACACCAGUUAAUGUACGAAAUGUUCAUUUAAGAAGUGACAGAAUUCGAGUGAUUUUAGAAGUUGAUCUGAAGUUUAGUUAAUCACAAAGUGCAACUGGACAUAGGCUACGCUGAAGUAAACCGUUCAAAAUUGUUCUGUGUUUUGAAAUUGUUUUGAAUACUGAGUGUUUCUGAGGGAAAUACAUAGUGACCGUGACUGGAUUGAACAAGCGAAAAUUUACGUACAACUUUUCAGAUAGUUGUAGGCUUUCUCGCGAAAAUAACUCUGAUUCCUUACCAAGUUGUGAUUGUUUUGACACAAAUCUUAACAAUCUCAAUCAACGUCCUACAAGUUUUAAUCUGAGACUAGAGAGAGCUGACAAAAACUAUUUUCUUACCAAGUUACUCUGCCAACAAUAUUCUUGAGAUACUGUGCGUGUCGGUUAGAUUGAAUUAAAGUUCUCCAAAAUUCGAACUACAAAUAGCAGAGGAUAAAAGACAAUACAAGUGCGCCGAAUUGCAAUAAUCCUUCCCGAAGGAACCAGCAGCGUCGUUCAAUUGGAAAACUUCUUCUGAAACUUUUCGAGCUCGAAGGAAAUUGAAACGGAUUUGAGGUGUUUUCACAGUCCAGCGAUUCUGUAGAUUCGAGUGACAGAGUGACAAUUUUUGAAUCAAGUGUGUGUGAAACUUUCGAAAAACAAGUUGGAGAAUUUCGGAUUUCCUAAAUCACCCUACUGAAUGGUAUCAUCUGAUCACCUCUACUAUGAGAUGGGAAUAGGUGAAGGGGGAGGUGGAAUUGGCGGACCAACAGCUUUUGUGCGCAUGCGCGAGUCUCACCAAUCAGCGCAUGGCAAAACUAGCUCCAGUAACCUCAUGAUGGAUGUGUGGGCUUCGGUGGCCUCGUGGUACUUCAGACCGGACGGAGCAACGGGAGGGAAUCUCAGUAGUUCGACACCCACCCCGGGCCAGGCGCUACCACUACCGCCAUCUAUUUGCACGGCAAUAAGAUGCACAGUACCCGGAUGCAGCUGUGAGUGCUUCACUCCAGGCAAGCAGCACAUUCGUUUCUGCGAAAACUGCUCCCACGGUUGGGUACCUCAUGCCCUGGACAAAUUGGGAUUCCGACAAGUGCUGGGCCAAUGUCCCGUUGAGCCGGUGCAGCCAAACGUGGCGUUCGACAUCGCCUCACUGGUGCUGUACGGCUGUCAGGCGCUCCCCAUCCGCCUCAAGAUCCUACUGGACCGGCUGUUCAGUGUCCUGCAACGCGACGAGGUCGUUCAGGUGCUCAGGGGAUUUGGGUGGACGCAUGAGGACUAUGCGCGCGGCUACAUACUGCAGGAGCCCCACGGAGCCGUUCUGGAUCGCUGGAACAUCUGCACUCCCGAGGAGGAGCCACUCGUUCUGCAGCAAUUCCUAAGGUUCGGCGAAACACGAGCGAUCACCCAGCAACUGUUGCUGCAUGGCCUGUCCGGCAUGGACGGACGCCUCGGCCAUCUUCCCCGGAUAGAGUCCGACAUCAAGAAGUUCAUUGAAAGGGCUGCCACUGGCGGGGGAGCAGGAGGAAGGAGUGAGGAGAGAAGACGUGAGAGAGGAGGAGAACGAGAUCUCAAAGACGAGCCGAAAAUUACGAUCAAACCGAUUCAAAGUCUCCAACAACCGCAGUCUCAUCAGGUGCCGUUGAGACAGACAUCUCCGCCACCAUCACAGAAGCCACAUGUACCACCACCUCCCGUCCCUUCGAUGAGCUUCCUAAAACUGCCACAGACCAACGGACCUCUCCCAGCAUCUCCCCCAAACAGCAUCUCAAACAGUCCGGUCAGUGUGUCACCGCUCAAUCGACUCCAAAACAUGCAACCGUUCGACUUCAGGAAGCUCGCAUCAGCGCCAAACGUCAAAGGCAGUCCUGAAAGACGGAGGACUUCGGAAACCUCGGACACAAGUCCUCCAGGGCUGAUGAACUUGGUUGUUACCAGCCCUGUACCACAACCCACCCCUUUGCCACCCCCUCCGCCCACCCACACCACCAUCCCUCCACCUCCUGCCACAGGGGUCCAUCCAGCUCCUCUCGAUCUACACAGUGGUGCAACCACUGCAGCAUCUUCAGAGUUUGGCUCUGAUGAUGACGAUGAUAACACAACCAUCGAUGACGAUUCACACAGUGCAUUGAAUUUGAGUCGAGACGCUCCUCAAAAGUUACCAAGUUCACGACAGGGACGUCCGCCAGGGUCGGCGCAUCACCGCAAAACUAGCACACCUGUCAAACGUCAAUGGGGGUCAUCCAGUUUGCCACUCAACUUGGGCACUCAGCUGAUCAACCCAGCCACCGGCAAGAAACGGGUGCAGUGCAAUGUUUGCCUCAAGACAUUCUGUGAUAAGGGUGCACUCAAGAUUCAUUUCUCAGCUGUGCAUCUGAGGGAGAUGCACAAGUGCACUGUGGAGGGUUGCAACAUGAUGUUCAGCUCCAGAAGGUCCAGGAACCGACAUAGUGCCAACCCCAACCCCAAACUUCAUUCACCUCAUUUGCGCAGGAAAAUAUCCCCUCAUGAUGGCAGAACUGCUCAAUCCCACCCUCUCUUCCCACCAAUCCCACCUUCUGCCCUCAAUCCUCUCACCUUUGGCUCUUUCCCCCUCCUCACCCCUCCACCACAGGCAGCCGUUCUUGACUUGAAACAAAGUCUGGAUCUGAGUCUUGGCAGCAGGAAGGACAGCAUGUCCGAGGAGUACAUGAUGGAUGAAGACGACGAAGAGGGUAUUGUGGUGGUGGGAGAGGAUGAGGACAACUAUGACAAACCACCAAGCACUGAAGGCAGUAUGGUGGGAAAUGAGGAGGUUGGUAGCAAACGAUUGAAAAUGUCGGAGUCUGAUGUGGAUAUUGAUGAUUAUAAUGAUGAAAGUAAUGAAGAUUCGUUGAGUGUGAGGCCUGAAACGAAGGUGACCAGGAAAAGAAAAAGCCAAAAUCCCACUCGAUGUGCUCAACCAUCAGUCAUGAUGACUGACGAGGAGGGCAACAGUGAUGAAGAAUCUUCCAAUGAUGUUGUUUUCCCCAACAUGGAAGACACUACUUCAAGGAACACUGUUGAUGAAGAUGAAAAGACUGAUAACAAUUUUCAGAUGGAAAACAACAAUGAAAAUUGCAAUAAUAUUGAGAAAGCUGAGGAUAUGUCGAUGAAAACAAGAGGGGAUAAUAUGGCUUUGAAGGAACAAGCAAAAGAGAGAAGACUGUCAAUGGAGGAGGAUGAUGGGACCACAGUUGAAAAAAACGGGCUGGGUCACCAUCAGAAUCAUCACCAUCAACUAGAUCAAGAUGAUGUUGAUGAUGCUGAUGGUGAGUACAACAAAGCUCGGGUCUCACCUAAGGAUGACCAUGUUGGAGAAGGCAAUGAUAGUGAGAAAAAAAACGUGGAUGAGAGAAUUGAUGCAGAUGAUUAUUCACAGCAAGAAGGUGAAGUUAGAGAUGAGAAGAAAGAUACAACAAACAACAAUGAAGAUUCCUGUAAUGCAUUGAGGCAACUGGAAAAUUUGUCUCAAACUCGAUUUGGUGAAUGCAGUCCAACAAGAUCUCAAUCACGUGAAUCAGCUUCAGCCUCUGUAUCAGACUGUGGAUCAGAUGACAAUGGUGAUGUUGUUUAUGGACAUUUUGAGGAUGGCACAUUUAUACGUGCCAUGGAUGUGCCCAUUGACAAAGACAACCCACGUAUGUGCACUGCUUGUGGAAAGGUCUUCCAGAACCACUUUGGCGUGAAAACACACUACCAAAAUGUGCAUCUGAAGUUGAUGCACAAGUGCACUGUGGAUGGAUGCAAUGCCGCAUUUCCAUCCAAGCGUAGCAGGGAUAGACACAGUGCAAACUUGAAUCUUCACCGGAAACUACUGUCAACUUCUCUGGGAGACAAAGUGCCAGGAAAUGUGUUCCUGGAUGGUAAUGCUGGGUUCCAUGCUGAUAUAUUAUCCAGGAUUUAUGGAGGGGAACCAGGGGGACUAGGUCAUCAUGCACUGCCACCUCCAGGAUUACUCAAUGGAGACCAUCUCCCACCCCAUCCCCCAAUCUUCAUGCCACAUCUAGGGUACUUCCCUCAUUUAGGUGCUCCACUCAACGGGCAUUCAUCCAGGUCCAACUCUCCGCCUUCCCCCGGGUCACUCUCCAACCUCAAAGACGAGGACAGUGGCUAUCUACCCUGCAAGUUCUGCCAGAAAAGUUUGCCAAAUCCCUCGCUUCUGCAGGAACACUACCAUCAGUUCCAUUCGGCAGAAAUGGCAUCAUGUCCCAACCCUGGCUGUGGACGAAUGUUCACAUCCCAGCGGAAGCGCGACCUGCACUGUGAGAGGGACUGUCUACAUCGACAAAGCCUCUCGUGACCCAUUCCCUUGUCUAUAUGGUGGUAAAUUAGGCCAUUCUACACCGAUAACCGUCUAUUCUACUCAAAAUCAUCACUUGUAGAUCUCCACUAGAGAAUGUGUUUUAAUAUGAUGGAUGACAUUCUAUUCUAAAAAAUUACCCCUAAUAUAUAGAAAAGAGAUUGUACCGUGUCAUUGUGGUAAACUAGACCAAUAUACUCAAAGGACAACCUUUAAUUCUAAAAAUAUUAUCACUCAUAUUUCACAGAUUUUCAAAAGAGAUUCGUGUUCCCUCAGGCUGAACAAUUCUAGAUUGUCUACGGUAUUAAAAAUUGUGAUGCCAUUAGGAUGAAAUAUUUCGAGCAAAAUAAACAAUAUUACAGCAUUUGUUCUCAUAAAUUUUGAAUCCUGUGUUUUGCUAAUUUCGAAAAUUGUGUAUAAUAUUUUUGGAUUCAAUAUUGCUAGUUGGUUCAGAGGAUUAAAUUUAUCAGAACUUAUAUAGUAUUUGAACAAAUUGUUUGAAUCCAUUAUACAAAUGGUUCGAUAAAAUAAAUAUUUGUGUUAUUUUUUUUUAGAAUUAGAAUACUCGAUAUUUGAAUUUAAAAUGUCAAUAAAUUAUACUGUACAACAAUACGAACAAACUGGUAACAAAAUUAUGUAUAGCUAGGUAUAAAUGCAAUCCAAUUUUCCAUAGAAUCUGGAAAUCAAGUUAUCCGUGUAUGAUGAUGUUUUUUUCAGUAAAUCGAUGGUAUAAGUUUGAUAAGUGGUUAUUGUUAUAAGUAGUAAUGAGACUUGUUUGACAUGCACACUUUUUUACUUGCGUACAAAAAGUCUGAAAACUGGUUGUUUCGCACUGAACAGUUACUACAAUUGUAUUAGGCCUACCGGUACAUGUAAAUACGUAAAAGCAUGAUUAUAUCUGCGAAUAGAUGAGACUUGUAGAUAUGAAGAAGGUCAUGGGAUAAUGAAUUCAACAUAAUCUUUCCAAAAAUUCGAAUUCGGUUAGAGUUCCCGAGAGAUUUUAUCCCUAUGUCUCAAUGUGUUUCCUAUGAUACAUUACAAUUGUUCAUAUAUGUUUGUAAAUAUUCUUGAUAAUCAAACGUUUGAAUGUGAUAGUUAAUUUUAAUUUGCUCUUUCAAUUUCGGCUUGCUCGGAUGGAUGGUUCUUUACAUCGAGUGUUCAAUGAAAAUAGAGUUUACUGAUAUUCAAUACCCAAGAUUUUCCAUUUCCAUUAUAACAUUGGCUUAACGUGUUACUUCCUUAAAAUGCUCAUUGUGGAAUGUCUGAUCAUUCAAUACUGGGAAUAAAUAUAUCAAUAUGGAUGAUGACACUCGAAAGAAAGGAGGAAAUUGCGGAAAUUCAUGUAACUCAAAGUGUUUUCCACAUAAUUGAAAAUAAAUUCAAAUUUGGGAAUGAUUUGAAACUUGUAAAGAAUCAACAAUCUCAAUAAGCGAACAACUAAAUCAAAAUAAUAAUCUAUGUCGUAUUAUAAAGUUAUAGCUACUAAUAUUAAUGAUAACAAAUUGUGUGUUCUAAGUAGGGUGAUAUCAAUGUAAAUUUUUCACUCAUAUAAUUGUUUUUAAUUCAAGGCUAUUUGUUUAUAUUUAUUUUAAUUUUAUAAUAGAUGUAUUUGUAUAGCAUAUAAAUUCACGUGUACCUUCCUUUGUAUUUUGUAAAUAGUACGUUUUCUCCUAAUAAAAAAAAACUAUUAUUUAAUUCUCGCUGUAAAAUUUGCGUUGUGUUCGGUACCUAGAGAAAUACUCAUAAACAGAAUGUACAGUUAUUAUAAAAACUAUAUACGUAAAUUAAUGUAAAUUGUUUUAUGUAUAAUUGAUAAUUCAAAUCACAUAGUUAUGAUGUAAUUACUAGAGUAGAGUACUUGGAAGCUUGCGAUAGAAAAUUUACAAAAAAUUUGCAUUUAAUAUUCGAAAUUUUAGAAUGCGUAUGAAACUGAGGGUUUCAAGAGCAUUAUCUUGAACUGAGAUACAUGAUUUGCAAAAUACCACCUAAUUGAAAAUGAUUAUCAUUUAUCGUAAUACUAUCUAGGCUAUUAAUUGUAUUCGAUAUGACAAUGUAUGUAUUCUACUGUAUGUACUUAAUUUUAAGCAUUUGCAUUAUUAAUUGUUUAAUUAAAUGAAUAUUACAUGAAUGUUGUGAUUUUAUUAUAAUAAUUAUUAUACAUUAUGAAUAUUGCAUAAAUUUAUUAUCGAUAAAGGCUAUUAAUUGGCUACCAAGUUGAAUAUCAAAAUAUGUGAAUCGAUUGUAUCAUGAAAAUUUUCACGAACUAGAGCUGGAUAUGUUGUAACGGCUCAGACUUUUAAAAUACUUAAUAAAACAUUAUUAGAUUAA